AGAAAUGGAGAAUCAUCAUAACGAAUAUAGAGGUCAUGUUGUGGUGCUUCCAUAUCCAAGCCAAGGCCACAUCAACCCUCUCCUUCAGUUUGCAAAACGCCUGGCCUCUAAAGGCGUCAAGGCAACAUUGGCCACAACCAGUUACACUGUCAACUCCAUUUGUGUCCCGAACGUGGGGAUCGAGCCCAUCUCCGAUGGGUUCGACCAGGCCGGCUUUGCUCAAGCCACAGAUGAGGACACUUUCCUUCAAUCAUUCAAAACCAAUGGCUCAAGAACCCUAUCUCAAGUCUUGGAUAAAUACCAAAACUCCGACUUUCCAGUCAAUUGUGUAGUUUAUGAUUCUUUUUUACCAUGGGCUCUUGAUGUGGCCAAGAAGCGUCGCAUAUAUGGAGCUUCAUUCUUUACCAAUUCGGCCACGGUGUGCAGCAUUUUUUGCCGCAUUCAUCAUGGCUUGCUUUCUCUUCCAUGUAAGCUGGAAGAUAUGCCCUUGUUCGUUCCUGGCCUGCCUCCACUCAACUUUCCUGACCUGCCUACUUUUCUUAAGAAGCCAGAUAGCUACCCAGCUUACUUGAAGAUGAAACUGAACCAGUUUCCUGACUUGGACAGGGCUGAUUGGGUCUUUGUAAACACAUUCGAGGCACUAGAAGGCCAGGCUGCAAACGGAUUAUCAAAGCUGUUCUCUGGGAAGUUGAUUGGCCCCAUGGUCCCUUCAGCUUAUUUGGAUGGGCAGAUUACGGGAGAUAGAGGAUAUGGAGCAAGCCUAUGGAAGCCUCUUGGCGAAGAAUGCACCAAAUGGUUAGAAGCAAAGCCACCCAAAUCGGUUGUUUAUGUCUCCUUUGGAAGUAUGGUGUCUUUGACAGAAAAGCAGAUGGAAGAGUUAGCAAUGGGGUUGAAAGAAAGUGGGGUGCAUUUCUUGUGGGUGGUGAGAGAAUCUGAACGCAGCAAAUUGCCCAAAGAAAUCUCUGACUCAGCAAAGGAAAAGGGUCUGUUUGUGACAUGGUGCAACCAGCUAGAAGCACUUGCACACGAAGCUAUUGGGUGCUUUGUGACUCAUUGUGGCUGGAACUCAAUACUUGAAGGGCUUAGCCUCGGAGUGCCUAUGGUGGCAGUGCCGCAGUGGACCGACCAGCUCACUAAUGCUAAGUUCGUGGAGGAGAUAUGGGAGGUUGGGGUCAGAGCCAAAGAAGAUGAGCAGGGUGUUGUGAGGAAAGAAGAGUUUGUUGGGUGUUUGAAGAAAGUAAUGGAGGGAGAGAGAAGCCAAGAGAUUAGGAAGAAUUCAAGUAUGUGGAGGGAGUUGGCUAAGAAAGAAUUUAGUGAAGGGGGGAGCUCUGACAAGAAUAUUACUGGAUUUGUUGAGCAUUUGAGGCUUGCUAACAAGAAAGGAGAGGCAAAGCAAUUCUUGAAUGCCACAGAUUAAACUUUAUUAUGACUGGUAUGUGUGAGAAAGUCAAGCAUAAAGUGGUUGAUUGUGUUCGUU
Messenger RNA from Prunus persica (peach), 1477 nucleotides. Its product is annotated as UDP-glycosyltransferase 74B1. The record is from RefSeq and is a predicted model, not a curated record. Bases 5 to 1417 code for a protein of 470 amino acids. The transcript has 2 exons. Gene Ontology annotation, molecular function: UDP-glycosyltransferase activity. Lineage: Eukaryota; Viridiplantae; Streptophyta; Magnoliopsida; Rosales; Rosaceae.